UCUUAAUAUUUUACUUCUCACUUGUGGAUAUAGGGCGAACCGGGUUUCCUUCUGGCUAAUCAACUUAUUGGAAGGGCAUUGAGAAUUAAAGGGGCAUCGGUUCAUUGGUAUGACAAACCUGAAAUGAGAAAGCAAAGAAAGAUGGGUCACAUCACGAUUGUAGGCCCCUCCAUGGGCAUUGUUGAAUCUCGGCUAAAAUUCAUGCUGACAGAAAUAUUGGAUGGACAGCCUGCAGUGCUUCCUACUGCAGCUGCACCUCGUGUUGGAAUCAUCAUGGGCUCGGAUUCAGAUCUUCCUGUUAUGAAGGAAGCUGCAAAGAUUUUAAGGGAGUUUGAUGUUCCUGCAGAGGUAAGAAUAGUUUCAGCUCACCGGACUCCUGAAAUGAUGUUUUCUUACGCUUUGUCUGCUCGGGAGCGCGGUAUCCAGGUUAUCAUUGCUGGUGCUGGUGGUGCCGCUCACUUGCCAGGCAUGGUGGCUUCAAUGACACCCUUGCCCGUGAUUGGUGUUCCUGUACGUGCUUCUACAUUGGAUGGACUCGACUCCCUCUUGUCAAUUGUUCAGAUGCCCAGGGGUGUCCCUGUUGCAACAGUAGCAAUAAAUAAUGCCACAAAUGCAGGUUUGUUGGCUGUAAGAUUGCUAGGAAUUAGUGACAUCGACUUGCAAGCAAGGAUGGCUCAAUACCAAGAAGAUAGAAGAGACGAAGUCUUGGUAAAGGAUGAUAGGUUGGAAAAGGGUGGCUGGGAAGAAUACUUGAAUUCUUGAUGUUUUCCACACUUAGCUGAAAUGUCAUCUUUCCUCCCACUCACCACGAGAAUCCAUUUCAAGAACUGCGAGAGAUAAUUGGAAAAAAGGGGGAAAAAAUAUCAUGAUGUGAUGGUGCAUCUCUUGAAUCAGAAUUGCAUCUUCAACCAGCACAAAAUGGUUUCAUGGAUUCACAUUCGAUGCUCCUAAUGCAGGUUAUUAUUUUCUUUGCUUGUAGCUUCACAUAUUUAACGUACACGGUUUUUUCUUUUAGCCGUGGAAUUUUUUUGGAAUAUGGUUCUUGAGUGUUCUAUGUUGUUAGUCACGAAUCAAUUGCAUGGGGUUUGCACUUUGUACUAAUCAAAAUAAUUUUAUUUCAAUGAUGAACUUGUUUUCAGAA
Molecule: messenger RNA, 1141 nt
Organism: Olea europaea var. sylvestris
Lineage: Eukaryota; Viridiplantae; Streptophyta; Magnoliopsida; Lamiales; Oleaceae
Product: N5-carboxyaminoimidazole ribonucleotide mutase-like
Exons: 7
Coding region: 124-762 (212 amino acids)
Biological process (GO): 'de novo' IMP biosynthetic process
Source: RefSeq, a predicted model, not a curated record